Molecule: messenger RNA, 468 nt
Organism: Cylicocyclus nassatus
Lineage: Eukaryota; Metazoa; Nematoda; Chromadorea; Rhabditida; Strongylidae
Source: the annotation of a GenBank genome assembly
AUGGCCUACGUGUCCGUUCAUCAUUACUUACCCAAGGACCGCCAGAAGAAACGGAAGAAAAUACUGCCACAAACUUACGAAGAUCCAUGCUCAUCGGUACUCUGCAUGCGCUCAUUUCGAAAUGAACCGAUUGCCAGUUUAGCAUGGUUGUUCGAGAAAACCGGCAAAGGAACAAUUGAACAAGUAAAAGCAGAACCUACGAAGAGCAAGUUAGCAAUCAAAAGCCGUUCACGUAGCCAGAAAACGAUGCCUCCUCCAGUUUCGCGAAAUUAUGAGAACACUGUUGACCAACCAAGAUACUUCGAACCGGAGAUAUUCAAGGAUGCUGCGAUGCCGGUCUGCUACGUUUAUGUCAACUUAGAGUUGAAAUUGGUUCUAGCCGAAAGCGAACUCAAGCUCGGUUUUUCAAUCAUCAGCAUUGCGGAAAAUAUUGAAGUGAAUGGAGUUACUGCAGGUGAGCUUCAAUAA